This is a messenger RNA of Conger conger (European conger), 1300 nucleotides long. Its product is annotated as fish-egg lectin-like. Lineage: Eukaryota; Metazoa; Chordata; Actinopteri; Anguilliformes; Congridae. The record is from RefSeq and is a predicted model, not a curated record. The coding region runs from base 203 to 1063 and encodes 286 amino acids. The transcript is spliced from 5 exons.
AACAAUAGUAAAAUAAAGUCCCGUUAGGGCUUUAUUCGGGACGAGUCCCAGGAGCGUAGUCAAUACAAGCAAAGUCCAUACACGAAGAUCCAGCCAAACAAAUACAAAACAAACAAAAAGCACAGUGCCGAGGGAAGAGGCAAUCUCGUAGUCGGUAGGCGUGCGGGGAGGUCCGGUAGCAGGAGAGCUGUCAGCGGGGCAGAUGAACAGGCGGACGGCAGGCAGAGGCGUAGUCGUGGGCGAAGCGGGAGUCGAAACCAUGAAACAAUCAGCGGGCCAAAAGUACAAAAAAAACGCAAUUGAAUGUCAGAAAAUGGAAGGGAGAUUGAAGCAGAUCGACGCAGGGAUAGGUCUUGUUCUUGGAGUGAAUUCAGAUAACAAAAUCUACAUCCUUCUUGGGAAAACCUGGACCCAGGUGCCUGGGACCCUGAAGCAUGUUUCUGUGGGAUCCUCUGGGAUCUGGGGGGUCCAGCCUGACAACACCAUCCACAAGUUUGUUGGGGGCACAUCUUGGAUUAAAGUGCCAGGCAGCCUGGUACAAGUGGAUGCUGGAGGAGAUGAGUUUGUGGCAGGGGUCAACGAAAAUGAUAAUCCGUACUGUUUGAACCGGGACCCCGCUAUGAACUUCAGAAGCGCAAGCUCUGAAACACCCUGGGUUAAGGUGGCUGGGGUUCUGUCAUACUACAGCUGUGGUCCCAUUGCCUGCUGGGGCACCAGUCAUGACCAGAGGAUCUGGUUGCGGGAGUGGACCAGUCCGAUACAGUGCGAGGGCACGGUGGGCGACCAUAGGGAAUGGGUGCUGGUUCCAGGGGAGUUGUCGAUGGUUGAGGUGGGAACGGAUGGCAGUGUCUAUGGAGUCAAUGCAGAGGGAGUUGUAUAUUACAGAGAUGGCAUCACAGAAUUUCAACAAGCAGGAACACAAUGGGUGGAGCUGUCCGAGGCUGGCAAGGCCAAGCACGUGAGCUACGACUUGGGGUUCCUGUGGGUCAUCACUCCAGAAGAGGAGAUCCUGAAGUGUGCUGUUGACGAGUUUGCAUCCCAAAUGACUAUUUUAUUGUCAUAAGUAUCCUUAAACAUGCAGUAGUGCCUGACAAACGCAAUUCUCGUGAUUAAACUGCAGUUUGCAUUUCCCUUCAUCUUCUUCAAUAGAUGGGGGCUGCCUUGCAUGGUUGGUGCCUUGCAUGGCAGCCAGAGCUGUUGGUGUGUGAGUGUAUGCGUAAAUGAGUGAAUGAGAAGCAUCAAUUGUACAGCGCAUUUGGAUAAAGGCACUAUAUAUAUAUGCCAACCAUUUACCAUUUAA